This is a messenger RNA of Camellia sinensis, 2580 nucleotides long. Its product is annotated as heat shock 70 kDa protein, mitochondrial. NCBI's taxonomy places the organism in Eukaryota, Viridiplantae, Streptophyta, Magnoliopsida, Ericales, Theaceae. Gene Ontology annotation, molecular function: ATP-dependent protein folding chaperone; ATP binding. The record is from RefSeq and is a predicted model, not a curated record. Gene Ontology annotation, biological process: protein folding.
GUAGCCGGCUAUUUCUUUCCACUUCGAGCCUCUUCUCUCAUCUCAUCAUCUCUCUCCUUAAAACCCUAAACCCUACCAAAACCCCCAAACGAAACCCACAACCUCCCUUAAAUCCCUCUCACGUUUCUUCGAUUGUUUCGACCAAUUGAUUGGAUUUCCACUCUCUAAUGGCGACCGCCGUGUUGCUCAGAUCUCUUCGUCGCCGCGAUCUCCCCUCCGCUUCUCUCUCUGCCUACAAAUCCUUGACUGGAAAUGCCAAGUCGUCAUGGGCUUUCUCACCUAUGGGUCACAAAUGGGCAAGUUUGGCCAGACCAUUUAGUUCAAAGCCUGCUGGAAAUGAUGUUAUUGGCAUUGACUUGGGUACCACAAACUCAUGUGUUUCUGUAAUGGAGGGCAAGACUCCCAAAGUGAUUGAAAAUGCUGAGGGAUCUCGGACUACACCAUCAGUGGUUGCCUUUAACCAAAAGGGAGAGCUUCUCGUCGGUACCCCUGCCAAACGUCAAGCUGUGACCAACCCAACAAAUACGAUUUUUGGGACUAAGCGUCUCAUUGGUAGACGUUUUGAUGACCCCCAGACACAGAAAGAAAUGAAGAUGGUUCCAUACAAGAUAGUCAGGGCUCCCAAUGGAGAUGCUUGGGUUGAAGCUAAUGGGCAGCAAUACUCUCCAAGCCAAAUUGGAGCGUUCAUUCUGACCAAGAUGAAAGAAACUGCAGAUUCAUAUCUUGGAAAGACUGUCACAAAAGCUGUGAUCACUGUCCCAGCUUAUUUCAAUGAUGCUCAGAGACAAGCAACAAAGGAUGCUGGACGAAUUGCUGGUCUCGAUGUGCAGAGAAUCAUUAAUGAGCCUACUGCUGCUGCACUUUCCUAUGGUUUGAACAAUAAGGAGGGUCUUGUAGCAGUUUUUGACCUUGGUGGUGGAACCUUUGAUGUCUCCAUUUUGGAGAUAUCUAAUGGUGUUUUUGAGGUGAAAGCAACAAAUGGGGACACAUUCUUGGGAGGAGAGGACUUUGACAAUGCUCUGCUGGAGUUUUUAGUGAGCGAGUUCAAAAGAACUGAGGCUAUUGAUCUGUCAAAAGACAGGCUUGCUCUCCAGAGGCUUCGGGAAGCUGCUGAGAAGGCUAAGAUCGAACUGUCAUCAACAUCUCAGACUGAGAUCAAUCUGCCAUUCAUAACAGCUGAUGCCUCUGGUGCAAAGCACUUGAAUAUCACAUUGACCAGAUCAAAAUUUGAGACUUUGGUGAACCACUUAAUUGAGAGGACUAGAAGCCCAUGCAAGAACUGUUUGAAGGAUGCUGGCAUAACAACCAAGGAGGUGGACGAGGUUCUUCUUGUAGGAGGAAUGACUCGCGUUCCAAAAGUGCAAGAAGUGGUAGCGGAAAUAUUUGGCAAGAGCCCAAGCAAAGGGGUAAACCCCGAUGAGGCAGUUGCAAUGGGAGCAGCGAUUCAAGGUGGUAUUCUUCGUGGAGAUGUUAAGGAGUUGCUUCUCCUUGAUGUCACUCCUCUCUCCCUUGGUAUCGAGACACUUGGUGGUAUCUUCACUAGGUUGAUCAAUAGGAAUACAACCAUUCCAACAAAGAAAAGCCAGGUGUUCUCAACAGCAGCGGACAACCAAACUCAGGUGGGUAUUAAAGUAUUGCAAGGAGAGCGUGAAAUGGCAUCUGACAAUAAAAUGCUGGGUGAGUUUGAGCUUGUAGGCAUCCCACCGGCUCCUAGAGGUCUGCCUCAGAUAGAAGUCACUUUUGAUAUUGAUGCCAACGGAAUUGUCACGGUUUCCGCAAAGGACAAGACCACUGGGAAAGAACAGCAGAUCACCAUUCGUUCUUCUGGAGGUCUCUCAGAAGAUGAGAUUGAGAAGAUGGUCAAGGAAGCUGAGAUGCAUGCUCAGAGGGAUCAAGAAAGAAAAACACUCAUCGACCUCAAAAACAAUGCAGACACCACUAUUUACAGUAUUGAAAAGAGUUUGAAUGAGUAUAGGGACAAAAUUCCGAGUGAGGUUGUGUCGGAGAUCGAGUCUGCUGUUGCAGAUUUGAGGAAUGCAAUGGGGAAAGAUAACAUUGACGAGAUUAAAGCCAAGCUUGAUGCUGCAAACAAGGCUGUUUCGAAGAUCGGACAACACAUGUCAGGAGGUUCUGGCGGUGGUUCAUCUGGAGGUUCACAGGGUGGUGACCAGGCUCCUGAGGCAGAUUACGAGGAGGUAAAGAAGUAGGUGGAGAAGCUGACAAUGAGAGAUAAAACUUGUCUUUUGUUUUCAUUGUGUAAUGCUCUUUCUUCUUUAGCGGCUUUUUAUCUAAAACUUGGAGCCUGGGUGUACUGCAUGAAGUUCCAAAUUUAUGUGAUAAUGUUGAUGCACAUUUGAAACUCUUUUGCGGAAGAAAUUUUCCUGCAGAAAUCUGAUGUAGUGACAGACUUUGGUGAUCACCACCUUGUUGGUAAGUGUAGUUUAGUGAAUAUUUUUGUAGAAGAAAUUUUCUUGCUGAAAUCUGAUGUAUAGCUAUUACUUUUGGGGAUCAUUGGUUUGUUAUGGUGUCUUUUGAAAUCUUCAUUGUAAGGUAUCUUUUGAUGUAGCUAUUGCUGCUCUA